Molecule: messenger RNA, 771 nt
Organism: Caenorhabditis remanei
Lineage: Eukaryota; Metazoa; Nematoda; Chromadorea; Rhabditida; Rhabditidae
Exons: 5
Coding region: 1-771 (256 amino acids)
Source: RefSeq, a predicted model, not a curated record
AUGCUACUAAAAGCAUUAUUCGUGUUGCUCUUGGGCCUUUCGGUUCAAUUUGUUUUCAAAACUUUGUUGAUGAUGGAUAUAAACAAAAGAGUGUAUAAUCAUCGUCCAGGAGAAUGCAGAAAAGUUGAAGGACCAAAAGAUGAAGAAGGAUUCUACCCACACGGGCUGUCCCAUUGGGUUAUGAAUGAUGGAACUAUUCGAUUAUUUGUUGUCGUUCAUUCGAAAACUUUCAAACAUUCCGUUGUGAUUCUGGAUUAUGACGAUAGGAAACAACACUUGAAUCACGUAAAAACGAUACGAGAUGAUACAUUUAUCCGACCAAACGAUAUAGUGGCAACUGGAGAGAACUCGUUCUUGCUCUCUAAUGAUGGAGGUGCUCAGACUGAAUUGGGAAAUAUGUGGGAAGUUAUCAGUGGAUUUUAUAGAGGAGGAAUAGUGUAUUUCGAUGGGAACAAAUCACAUUAUUUGAUGGAGAACCACGUGGCAAACGGAAUUUCCUUGUCUCGAGAUGGUAACACACUUUUCGUGUCGCAUAUCAAUCAGGAGACAAUUGGAGUUUAUUCCUGGAACCAAGAAAAAAUUUCCCUGAAGAAAAUAUCCGAAAUUGAAACUCUCACUGGUUGUGAUAAUUUCUAUAUUGACAAAGAUAAUCACAUGUGGACGGGUUGCCAUCCAGUAACGAAAGAUGUUCUUGCUCACUUUGGAAAUCGUUCGGAUCCAUCUCUUUAUGGCCCAUCUCAAGUUCUUCGCAUCACAUUUUCGAAAGGCUGA